UGUUUCGAGGUCCAUUCCCACCGGCGUUGGUAGGUGGGCUUGUUGCAGUGGGGGCUGGUCCUCUGGGCCAGAUGUAUCCAUGUCCAGGGGGGCAGCCGAAUCGUUUUGGUUGUCCGGCUCUCGGCAUAUCAUGUGUUGGUUGUGAGGCCGCUGCGGCCCCUGGGCGAUUUGCUGAACGCCCUGUUGAUGCCAGAACUGAUGCAGCCGUUCCUGUUGCUGUUGCAGCAUUUGUUGCUGUUGGCAGCAGAGUUGUUGCUGCCACUGCAGGUGCAUUUGUUGCAGCAGCUGUUGUUGUUGUAUCAGCCUCUGGUGGUCUUGCUGUUGGUGAUAUUGUGCCAUUUGGGCUUGCAGCAGGAUGUGAAGAUGCUGUUCGCAUUGUUGCUGUUGUUGGUGGUGGAGCUCCUGGCCCUGCCGCUGCGCCUGGCACAAUAGCUGCAUUUGGGCUUGGUGUUGAAGAUGCAGUUGUUGUUGUUGUUGCUGUUCUUGCGCGUGCAGCUGUUGCUGAUUUUGGAGCUCGCCGAAGUGCUGAUGGUGCUGUUGUUGGGUUGGCAGUUGUAGGUCCAGGACCUGCAGGAGUUGGUGCCGCUCCUGCCGGUUCGCCAGGUCCAGUUGCUGGUCCUGGCACAACUACUCCGGUGGGCGGCCCAUCUGGGUGUGUAGCAGCCCAUGGUCCAGGCAGAGGUCCCGGCGGCCCAGUUCUUGCAGUGCCCCCAGUUGGGUUUGUUGCUGCACCUCUGUCGCGGCCUGGUCCAGGUGGCGGUCCUGUGCGUGCAGUUGCCCAUGGUCCGUUUGCUGGUCCCGGGGCUCCCGAUCCAAGUGUGUCUUUGUCUGGUCCAGGCGGCCGUCCUGGGGGCCCAGAUCUUGCUGCGCACCCAGUUGGGGUUGUUGCUGCACUUCUGUCGUUGGUUGUUGCUGCACUUCUGUCGUUGCCUGGUCCAGGCGGUGGCCCUGGAGGCCCAGAUCUUGCUUUGUCAUCAGUCCCCUCGCUAGCUCCUGCCCUCCCGGGAAUCCGUCCUGCGGGAGUAGCUGGCCCUCCACGCGAUGAUCAGCGGUGGUCAAAGCAAUCAGAGCUAAGAAAGUGCCGCUUUGCCCAGCACAAAGUGGAUUUCUUAGGACACUACGUGUCUGAUCAGGGUCUCCACAUGGACGACGCGAAGAUCACUGCUAUUGCGGAGUGGCCCGCUCCCACAUCCGCUAAACAGCUUCGCAGCUUCCUAGGCCUGACCAGCUACUAUAGUAACUUCAUCAGGGGAUACGCUAGGUAUUCCUACGUCCUUACCUCCACCCUCCUCCGGAAGAACCCACCCUGGGCUUGGACACCCCUCCACGAGGACGCCUUCCGCGCCCUCAAGAAGGCGGUGACAUGCGCACCGGUUCUUCACCUACCUGAUUUUAACCGCCCUUUUAUCCUUACCACCGAUGCGUCAGACUUCGCUGUAGGAGCAGUGCUUUCUCAGGUCUUCCCCUCAUCUCCUGAUUCCUCUCAUCCUCGUAUCCCUCGCUUCCCACCACCUACCCCUACCACUGCUUUCCGACUGACGCCUACUCGUCCAGCUACUGACGAGCCUUUUAUUGACUAUUCUCCUACCAUCGCCGAGGACGGCACUGUCGAGUCUCGCUCAGGUGAUUGUCCGAUAGGCUUCUACUCCCGUCAGCUCCUGCCCGCCGAGAUAAACUACACUGCUGAUGAACCUGAGGUUCUCGCAGUAGUUUAUGCCGCUCGGCACUGGCGUCACUACCUGCAUGGGGCACCAUUCACGGUGCGCACGGACAACUCUGUUGUCCAGGCUUUUCUGACAAAGCCGAAGCUCACUCCUCGACAGGCUCGCUGGUGGCGCGACCUAUCCGAGUUUAGUUUCACCACUGAGCACAUCAAGGGUGAGACUAAUCGGGUCGUCGAUGCCCUAUCCCGGCGCUCUGACCACGAUCAGGAGCACAUCCAACUCUCUUCCAUCUCGGUCAGCACUGUCCACCACUUGGUGAUCGGCGAGUUUCACACUCAGUACCGCCACUGCCCCGACUAUCACGAUAUCCACGCGACCCUUCGGAGUGGCAAGACCGUCCCGAACUACUCUCUCGGGGACAACGGUCUUGUGUACUGGCAUGGUUCACAGGGCACCAGAGAGCCCCGUAUUUGUGUUCCCUCCACUGGACAGCUACGUGUCCGAGCAGUAGCAGAGUUCCAUGAUCAGGCAGUUGCCGGUCAUAUGGGCUUCCACAAGACGUUGGCUCGUGUGAGCCGCCUGUACGUCUGGCCGAAGCGCAACGACUUUGUGAAGGACUAUGUCGCAGAGUGUCCCACCUGUCAGGAGGUGAACAGUGCGAACCACCUACCUUAUGGCUUGCUCCAGCCUCUUCCUAUCCCUGAGGGUCGUUGGCAGUCCAUCUCGAUGGACUUUAUCGGUCCUUUUCGACCUCCGACCCCCCGCGGUCAUGAUGCUAUCCUGGUCGUCGUCGACCGCUUCACGAAGCGUGCACGCUUUGUUCCAUGCCGCUAUGCCAUCAGUGCACGUGAGGUCGCCGACAUCGUAUUUGAUCGAGUCGUGCGUGACCACGGCUUACCUCCGAGCAUCAUAUCUGACCGUAACCCGCGCUUUACCAGCCGAUUCUGGCGACGGCUCCACGAGGUGUACGACACUCAGCUCCGCUUCUCCUCGUCUUACCAUCCUCAGACUGAUGGUCAGACCGAGAUCACGAACAGGGCUCUCGGGAAUAUUCUCCGAAAGAUUGUUCGUGACGACCAGCAGUGGGAUCUCCAUCUUGCCCACGUGGAGAUAGCCUACAUCCACGCCGUCUCGCCAGCCACGGGGAUGUCGCCUUACUAUUGCGACCUCGGCUAUCACCCGCGUGUGUUGCUCCCCACCAAGGACGGAAGCGAGAAGCGUGCGGAGUUUGUCUCUACUGAUAAGCUGAAGCAGGCUAUCGAUGCAGCACUUCCGGAGGCCAAUGCUGCACACGUGACAAGAAGACUGGAGACGGAAGCUCGCAGCAGUCUAACAGCUAAUCAAAGGGAAGGUGACAGAGACGGACGUAUCGAAAAUGGUAUCAGAUAUGAUGGCCCUCAAAAAGUAGCUGGAAGAAAUGAGGAGCAUCAAAUACUAUAUUGGUUGUCGAUUGCCCAUAUCAAGACCCCAGCAACGAGACAGUUUGUGUCUCCACGCCAGCAGCAGCUACUGGCAAAUGGUAAGACUCCGACGAAGAAGACUUCUCCUAAUCCAAACGGAGCUGGGCCAAGUAGCGUUAAGAAGAAGGCGCUGCAAGGGAAGGACCAAUGCAAGACUGCGGCACGUGCUAAGGCUCGACGGAGAAUCCUGCAAUGUAUGCAGCUUUCAGAGGAUAUGCUGAGUGUGCUCCAAAUGGACGAUUUGAAGCAGCUCUGCUCCAUGCACAACGUCCAUUACAUGAAUAUGCUACAGGCAUGCGUGGCGUUGAGGAAGAUCCCUGGAUUGAUUAUGUAUGACACUAAGGAUUUGCCUGAUCUAUCUGUGGCAGGUGAAGAGGUCUAUGGAGCAAAUGCGUACAAGGAGCAGUCGGAGGAAUCUGAGUCGAAGAGGAGGAAGAUGCAUAUUCGGAGGGACCGGAGGCGUCCAAGGACGUGCAACCCAGAGGAGCCAGCGUCACAAGCUUGCAACCUGCAAUUACCUGGAAUCUCACCUUGCAAUAUCAGCCACGAGCUGGAUCAACUUUCUGAGACCAUCGAGCCAGAUGUUAGCUAUGAGCUGGCGCAGCUGUUUGGGACCAUCGAACAUGAUGACGAUUAUGACUUAGCCCAACUCUUUGAGGCCUCCGAACCGGAUAUCGACUUUGGGCUUACCCAACUGUUUGAGACCAUCGAUACAUAUGAAAACGAUGUUGAGAACUUUCUCAAGACAACAAGGAGCCGUAAUCAGGCAGCUGCGAAAGAUAUCGAGGGCUCAGGAAUGGAUCAAUGCAAGUCAAUAAGUAAGUGCGACAUGGUGAGUAUUGAGGGUGAAUUCGUUGAAGACUGUUUAGGGAGUCAGGAGAGUGAUAACCCACUCGCGUUUGACCAAGAAGAGGAAGAGAGGACCGUGAUGGAAGUGAAAUUUAUUCCGAAUACCGACAGUCCGAAAAACAUGUCGAUGAGAAUUAUGAAAAUGUCAGGACUUGAGGAGAGAUUGGAAGCGGAGAAACCCGUUGUGGAUGUGAGGAGAUUCGAGGACAAGGGCUUGAUUGGGACUGAGAAUUGGGUACCAGGCUCGGGAAUUGUGGUUGAGAAGCGAGAUUGGAAUAGACUUGCUUUCCCUCUUGCUGUUGACCCUUGUCUCUGCGUAUACUCGUACAUACUGUGGCUGGUGCUGCUGCUGCGGCUCUAGCUUCAGACAGUCAGUCUAUGAUAUUUUCGUAACUAAUUGCCGCUUUGUGUACGGCCUCUGUGGUGGUAUAAAGGGGGGACUACACUCCUUGGUGGGGGUAUGGACUCAUCUAAUCCUGUCGUGCGAGGCUUUUUCUGCGAAGCCUUCCUAUUCUUCUUUGAUACUCUCAUUGAGUGGAUGGAGACAAGAUGGGAGGAGGACGAAGGCGCUCGAGGAUGAGGAUGCUGGACCUAGAAGGUUCAAAAACCUGACAUUGAAAGAGGAGGGCGGUCUACCAUUUACUAGACCGAUAAAGUCGACUAGUAAGC
Messenger RNA from Chara braunii, 4642 nucleotides. NCBI's taxonomy places the organism in Eukaryota, Viridiplantae, Streptophyta, Charophyceae, Charales, Characeae. The record is from the annotation of a GenBank genome assembly.